GUGAAUCGAUAAACCUCUUCAUACCUCAUUUUUUCCAUCUGCAAAGUGGGGACCAGUAGUAUGACUCCCUUCACAGGGUUGUUGUGGGAGCUGAUCACAUUCGUGUUAGGUCAGGCACACAGCAAGGGCUCAAUGAUUAUUACUACGACUAUUUCGGGUUGGGUACAAGUGUCAUUUAUUACUUUUUCUUUUUUUAAUUCUUUCUUUCUAAAAGGCUUAAUUUCUUUAUUCUCGAGAGACACAGGCAUAGGGAGAAGCAGGCUCCGUGCGGGGAGCCCCAAGUGGGAUUCGAUCCCAGGACCCGGGGAUCACAUCCUGAGCCGAAGGCAGAUGCUCAACCGCUGAGCCACCAGGUGUCUGUAUUUUUUUUUCUUACUUAAUGGACAGAAUCUAUCCAAAUUGCUAAAACCUUAGUCCAAAUGAAAAUGACCAAUAUCCAUGAGCUCUGGUCCCCCAAGAGGGAACACAAAGUCAUGCGGAGAGGCCCUGGAGCUGGCUGCUUGGGCUCCAGAGCUGGCCCUGCCCCAGUCCCUAACCCAAAUCUCAAGUUGACUUGACCUCCCUCCUCAGUGUUUCCAUCUGUAAAACAGCCACGUAAGAGGAUCAGCCUCAGAGGGUGCGGGGAGCUCAGCAUGAGCUGAGAGACGAAGUGUCAGGACAGGGCCUAGCGCAGAGCCAACGCCGAGGAAGGGGGUGGCAUCCUCACCAUCGGUUUCCCCUGGAGUCGGCUCCUAAUCCCAGUGGGUGGUUGGCACUCAGGGGGUUAAUUUGAGGCAGGGCCGGCGGCUGUGGGCUCCGGGCAGGGCUGCUGUCCCGCCGAGUGUGGCCACCAGAGGGAGCAGCUGGCCCCCUCUGAGGCUUGGUGCCCCGGCUCAUCACACCCUCCGGGGAGGGGGCUGGCUGGGGGAGCCCAGGAUGGGACCAGCACCCCCCCUUCCCCGGGGUCGCUCCUGCCACCCCACCCCCACCUGCAGAGCCAUCCACUCCCCACCCUGGUGACAUCUCCUCACACUCCGAGUGGGGUGGAGCGGGGUGGAGGGGGAAUCUGGGGAGGGGGCUGGCUGAGAGGGGUCAGGGCAGCUCCAGCCCUUGCAGCCCCUCCCCUCCCAUGGGGCCAUCCAGUCCCUUCCUUAGGGCCGCUCUUCCUAUGGCCUCUAACCCCCUCCUCCCGCUGCGGCAGUGCCCAGCGGCACACCCGGUGCCCCAGUGAGUCCCUUUCCCAAACCUCCAAGGAGAAGGGGCGUGGGAGGAAGGGGAGAAGGGGAAUUGGAAGGGGCGGUGAGAAAUAAAGACACCAGACAGAGGGACACACACACACACACACACACACACACAGGCCGACAGACGGACAGAGACAGAAACAGAGAGAGACAAAGAAACAGAGAUAGAGAGACAAACGGAACUAAAGACAGAGAGUGGGAAGCGGACUAACUCACUGAGUCAGAGAGAGAGAGAGAGAGAGAGAGAGAGAACUAAGAAAAUUAGACGCCCAGGGCAUACAGGAAGAGAAGCAGCUGAAGGAGAGACGGAGAAGGGAGAGGCGCGGCGGCCGCGCUGUGCCAGCCGGCCGGAUGGGGGGCCGCCCGGCGGGGCGGAGGUAGUGGCCCCGAGUCACCCACCGCGCGGGUGGGCAGCAGAGAGCGGCGGCGGCAGGGGUGAGGGGGCAUGGGAGGGGCGGGCGUGCUGCUGCUGCUGCUGUUGGCCGGGGCCGGCGCCUGGAGGCCCCCCAAGGGAAAGUGCCCCCUGAGCUGCUCCUGCUCCAAGGACAGCGCCCUGUGCGAGGGCUCUCCGGACCUGCCCGACAGCUUCUCCCCGACGCUGCUGUCACUCUCACUCGUUAGGACUGGAGUCACCCAGCUGAAGGCCGGCAGCUUCCUGAGGGUGCCCACCCUACACCUGCUCCUCUUCACAUCCAACUCCUUCUCAGUGAUUGAGGACGAUGCCUUUGCGGGUCUGUCCCACCUGCGGUACCUCUUCAUUGAGGACAAUGAGAUUGGCUCCAUCUCUAAGAACGCGCUCAGAGGACUUCGCUCACUCACACACCUGAGCCUGGCCAAUAAUAAUCUCGAGACCCUCCCCAGAUUCCUGUUCCGAGGCCUGGAGACCCUAACUCAUGUGGACCUCCGCGGGAACCCGUUCCAGUGUGACUGCCGUGUCCUCUGGCUGCUGCAGUGGAUGCCCACCGUGAAUGCCAGCGUGGGGACCGGGGCCUGCGCCGGCCCCACCGCUCUGGCCCACAUGCAGCUCCGCCACCUGGACCCCAAGACGUUCAAGUGCAGAGCCAUAGAGCUGUCCUGGUUCCAGACGGUCGGGGAGUCGGCGCUGGGCGUGGAGUCUUUCUCCUACCAGGGGGAGCCCCACAUGGUCCUGGCACAGCCCUUUGCCGGCCGCUGCUUGAUCCUGGCCUGGGACUACAGCCUGCAGCGCUUCCGGCCCGAGGAAGAGCUGUCCGCGCCCUCCGUGGUGUCCUGCAAGCCGCUGGUCCUGGGCCCGCGCCUCUUCGUGCUGGCCGCCCGCCUGUGGGGGGGCUCCCAGCUGUGGGCCCGGCCCGGCCCCGGCCUACGCCUGGCGCCCACUCAGGCCCUGGCCCCGCGGCGGCUGCUGCGGCCCAAUGACGCCGAGCUCCUGUGGCUGGACGGGCAGCCCUGCUUCGUGGUGGCCGACGCCUCCAAGGCGGGCAGCACCACGCUGCUGUGCCAGGACGGGCCCGGCUUCUACCCCCGCCAGAGCCUGCACGCCUGGCACCGGGACACGGACGCUGAGGCCCUGGAGCUGGACGGCCGGCCGCACCUGCUGCUGGCCUCCGCCUCGCAGCGGCCCGUGCUCUUCCACUGGCUCGGGGGCCGCUUCGAGAGGCGCACGGACAUCCCCGAGGCCGAGGACGUCUAUGCCACACGCCACUUCCAGGCUGGCGGGGACGUGUUCCUGUGCCUGACGCGCUACAUCGGGGACUCCAUGGUCAUGCGCUGGGACGGCUCCAUGUUCCGCCUGCUGCAGCAACUUCCCUCGCGAGGUGCCCACGUCUUCCAGCCCCUGCUCAUCGCCAGGGACCAGCUGGCCAUCCUGGGCAGCGACUUCGCCUUCAGCCAGGUCUUCCGCCUGGAGCCUGACAAGGGGCUCCUGGAGCCACUGCAGGAGCUGGGGCCCCCAGCCUUGGUGGCCCCUCGCGCCUUUGCUCACGUCACCAUGGCCGGCAGACGCUUCCUCUUCGCCGCUUGCUUCAAGGGCCCCACGCAGAUCUACCAGCAUCACGAGUUAGACCUGAGCGCCUGAGACCCGCGGGGACCUUGGGCAUGGCCCGGAGGGAAGGGGCACCGGCGGCGGCAGUCCCAGGCCUCUGGACACCCCCCUGGACCGGCCUCCUGGCCCUCCUCGGGGUGCCGGUGCCUGCGAGGUCCUGACCACAGGCCAAGUUCAAGGCGAGAGCUGGCCCUCCGGUCUGACGCCACGUCUCUAAGGAUGACGUGGGGGCUCGGGCCGGGGCGCUGCAAGGAGCCGGGGUACAGAGGCCGCGCCGGGGGUGACGUGCAGAGCCCCACGAGGUCCGGAACUCCCCGUCCCGCCCGCACCCACCCUCCCCGCUCCCGGGGAAAGGGCCGAGGAGCCGCCAGCCGUCCCCUCCCCCUGAGCGCAGUCCGGCCAAUCGCUUUUAGCGCCCGCCUCCGUGACGUCAUCAGUCGCUGGGCGGGGUUCCCCGCCGGGCUUGCUAAGGUCCUCUGCUGCUGUGCGCAUUGCCCGCUGCCGAGGCGGAAGCCCAGCGUGUGGGCCCUUUGCGCGUGCGCGGGGGAACAGGUGGGCAAGCGGGAGCUGCCCGUCUCCGCCGAGGGGCGGGGCUGAGGACCGGAAGUGUAUGAGCUCAAUAAACGCGCUGUGCACCUGC
Nyctereutes procyonoides (raccoon dog) is the source of this 3880-nucleotide messenger RNA. RefSeq names its product leucine rich repeat LGI family member 4 (gene LGI4). Gene Ontology annotation, biological process: neuron maturation; myelination in peripheral nervous system. The transcript has 9 exons. Bases 1666 to 3273 code for a protein of 535 amino acids. The record is from RefSeq and is a predicted model, not a curated record. NCBI's taxonomy places the organism in Eukaryota, Metazoa, Chordata, Mammalia, Carnivora, Canidae. Gene Ontology annotation, molecular function: protein binding.